AUGGCUUCUUGUCGUCGGUGUGACAUCAGGGUGCUGGUGGCCAUAGUGUGUGGGCUGCUGACCACCAUAGUUUUGGGACUGGGCUUCUGGAGCAUCAUGAUCAGGAUCAAGAGAGGAACAUAUGCUCCCUCAUCAAGCAUUCCUAUAGCGUUCUGCAGAAAUGGUGGAACCUGGGAAAAUGGCAGAUGCAUUUGUACAGAAGAAUGGAAAGGACUGAGAUGUACAAUGGCUAAUUUCUGUAAAAACAGUACCGAUCGAGGUUUUACUUUUCUCAGAAUUCCAGUGGGAAGAUAUGGAUCUUCCUUGGAAAAGUGUGACAAGAACACUCUGAAUGCAGGCAAUCCAAUAGCAACCCGGCUAUGCAAUCUUAAUGAAAAUGGAGAGAUAACUUUAGAAAAUGCUACAAUAGGAAGUUGCAAUGAAAAUCUGGAAAGCCUGGAAAAGCAGAUAGACAGUAUCUCUGUUGAGUCUCAAAAUAUUUCUGCUGAAGCCCAGAUUUUAACAUCUGAUGUCGGGAAAUUAACUCCCGAGAACAUCACUUCUGCUGCUAAUGUGGUUGGACAGAUCUUCAACUCAUCCAGAAAUGCUUCAUCUGAGGCAAAAUUAGUUGCCGUAACAACAGUGAGUCAACUUCUAGAUGUCAAUGAAGAUGUUUUUCAAAAAAAAAAAAAAGCUGAUAAUACCUUUGCAACUCUUAUUGAGCAAAUGGAGGAUUAUUCCUUGUCUUUGGGUAACAAGACAGUGGUGAAACCUAAUAUAGCAAUACAGUCCGUUAACUUCUCUUCAGAAAGCACUGUGCAGUCCACAGGCGUUCGCUUCACUGUGGGGAAAGGAUCUAGCAAUUCUCUUGUUUCUGGUUCCACAUCUGUAAGUACAAGUGCAGACAGCCUUGAUCCAGAUGAUCAGACUGAACUUCAAAUCUGGCUCAAUACCUCGAAAAUUAAUCUCCAGUCAUGUGGCUUUGUGGUAUAUCAAAACAGCAAGCUUUUCCAAUCAAAAACUUUUACAACUAAAUCAAAUUUUAGUCAAAAAAUUAUCUCUGGCACAGUUAAUAAAAACGAAAAAAAUCAGAGUCCUUCUGUUGAAAUGGUCUUUCGUCCACAGUAUAACGCAAAAGAAUUUCAACUCCAUUCCUAUGCCUGUGUCUAUUGGAAUUUUUCAAUGAAGGAUUGGGACACAAAUGGCUGUUACAAAAGGGGAAGCGAUAAUGAAUUCUUACGCUGCUACUGCACACAUACCACUAAUUUUGCUGUAUUAAUGAGUUUCAAAGGGAGCUAUAACUAUCCCGAAUCACUAAACACAAUAUCCAACGUUGGAUGUACGCUGUCCAUUAUUUGUCUGGUUCUCACAAUUAUAUUUCAGAUUGUCACCAGGAAAGUCAGAAAAACUUCAAUAACCUGGGUGUUGGUCAAUCUGUGCAUAUCAAUGUUGAUUUUCAACCUUCUCUUUGUGUUUGGAAUUGAAAACUCCAAUAAGACAAAUGGCAGUAACACCAACAAUACUGCUUCCAAAAGUAAUGUAAUACCCAAGAAAGACAUCAGUGUUACCUCGAACCUCACAUGCACGGUGACUGCUGCCUUGCUGCACUACUUUCUCUUAGCGACAUUUACCUGGACAGCACUCAGUGCUGCACAGCUCUAUUUCCUUCUGAUUAGGACCAUGAAGCCUCUUCCUCAACGUUUCAUUAUGUUCGUCUCUUUAAUUGGAUGGGGACUCCCGGCUGUAGUGGUGUCUAUGACAGUGGGAAUUAUUUUUUCUCACAAUAAGAAUGAUGACCAGUGGGAGUUAAAAUAUCGGCAAGAGGAAAUCUGCUGGCUGGCAAUUCCAAAGAGCAAUGGUUUUAUGACAAGUCCAUUUUUGUGGUCAUUCAUUGUACCCGUGAUCCUUAUCCUCAUCAGUAAUGUCGUUAUAUUUAUUAUCAUCGUAGUCCAAGUGCUGUGGAAAAAUAACCAGAAUCUGGCAAGCACGAAAAAGGUUUCAUCGCUAAAGAAGAUUCUUAACACAUUAUCUAUUGCAGUCAUUUUUGGAAUUACCUGGAUUCUGGCAUUCUUAAUGUUAAUUGAUAAUAAUAACAUCAGGAACAUCUUCAGCUACAUGUUCUGCCUUUUCAACACUACUCAGGGAGUGCAAAUUUUUGUCUUCCACACUGUCAAAACAAAAGUCUUCCAGAAUGAAGCUUCCAAAGUGUUGAAGUCACUGUCGUCAUCUUCUGGGAAAGUGCAGUCACUGCCAUCACUGACCCCGCUUAGGCUGCGUGUAAGGAUGUAUAACAUGCUCAGGUCACUGCCGGUUCUAAAUGAACGCUUUAGGCUGCUGGAGCCACUUGUAGUUACCAAAGAAACAACAUUCUCUGAAAGUGACCAAGCAAAUACAGGCAGCUAG
Molecule: messenger RNA, 2382 nt
Organism: Pteropus alecto (black flying fox)
Lineage: Eukaryota; Metazoa; Chordata; Mammalia; Chiroptera; Pteropodidae
Gene: ADGRG7
Product: adhesion G protein-coupled receptor G7
Exons: 16
Coding region: 1-2382 (793 amino acids)
Biological process (GO): G protein-coupled receptor signaling pathway; cell surface receptor signaling pathway
Cellular component (GO): membrane
Molecular function (GO): G protein-coupled receptor activity
Source: RefSeq, a predicted model, not a curated record